AAAAAAAACAGCAGUAAACUAAAAGCAGCAUGAGCAACACUAACACCAAACCGUUCUCAACUGCUCUUCCCCCUUUCCAUUACUCCAAUUUUCCCUUCACAGCUUAACAUUCACACAAAAAUAAGAGAAAGAAAAAUAAUACAAAGUUAAUUGUGCAAAUGAUGAGCUGGGGAAGAAAGAAACCUUCUUCAAGUUCAUCAUCAUCAUCAUCAUCAUCUCAUCCUCAUUUGAUUUCCCAUGUCUUCCCACUCUCAUGGCUUUCGAAAUUCAAGCGAACAAGCGAUAAACCCAGUACUCGGAUACAGAACAGCAAACAAAAAGAGAAACAGCAGGAAAAACUACAAAGGGUGAGCUCACUAAAACAUUCACCAAAAACUCCUCCUACCUUCUACUGGGAUAAUAGAUUCUACACUCAAGAUGAUGAUGGCUUUUGGAGAUUUUCAUUGAACGAGGAAUAUAUGCAAGGAGAUAACGAGCUCAUUGUUCCAGAAAACUAUUGUGGGAACUGCAAAUCAAAUGUGAAACAAGCUGCAACUAAGAAGAGGAACCAAAAGUCCAGAGUUUUGAAGGCUGAGAUUGUACCAGAAAAGGAAGAAGCAAGUAAAGAACAUGUGAAAAAAGCGAGUCUUCGAAGGACAUACCGGAGAAUUAUGGAAGCAACAGAAGAAUUACACAGAGAAUUGGAUGAAGUGAAUGGGUAUCGAAAAUCUGUGGAAAAAGAAAUGUCGGAAUUUGAGCUUUUACAUGUGAUGCAGAUGAUGGGAAGGGCUGAUGCAAGGCUGCCUUACUUGGAUUCUGGUAAAAACCCAUCUCCUACUUCGAGAGACUUCGGUAGCUUUCAUCAAGAAACAAAAGAUGGGAAUGAUACAAUUUCAGAAUGGCAAAAUUUGAAGGAUGACAAAAUCAAAGAGGUACUUUUGAAAAGUGAUCAGAAGCAGAGGAAGUCUUUUCAUGUUGGCAGGGGAACUAGUAAGGUUAAAGUUAGCUCUCCCAAAACACCUUCUAACAAGAUUGAGAUUUGCAAGGUAAAAGCACUGGAAGACAUGAAAAAAGCAAAGAUGAAAAAGAAGCUUAAGGAAUUGCAGCUGGAUGACAAAGCAGCAGAUAUGGGAAGUUUCGCUGUAGUCAAAUCUACGCGCAAUCCACAGCAGGAUUUUAGAGAUUCAAUGUUUGAGAUGAUCAUGGAGAAAAGAAUCAGAAAACCAGAGGAGCUCGAAGAGUUGUUGGCUUGUUAUCUGACUUUGAAUGCCGAUGAGUACCAUGGGCUUAUUAUUAAGGCCUUUCGACAAGUAUGGCGUGAGUUGGAAGAAGCUUGCUAUAACUAGAUAUUAUUACAUUAACAAUACUUAGAUGUUUAACUCUAUUUUGUCUGUAGAAGAAAAGCAGUUGUUCUAAGUUCUAACAAUAUGUAAAUAGUCUACAAUAUCUAUGUUUUAUACAUUUGCUUUAUUGUAGUCA
Beta vulgaris subsp. vulgaris (sugar beet) is the source of this 1458-nucleotide messenger RNA. RefSeq names its product transcription repressor OFP5. Gene Ontology annotation, biological process: negative regulation of DNA-templated transcription. The transcript has a single exon. Bases 159 to 1325 code for a protein of 388 amino acids. Lineage: Eukaryota; Viridiplantae; Streptophyta; Magnoliopsida; Caryophyllales; Amaranthaceae. The record is from RefSeq and is a predicted model, not a curated record.